Rosa rugosa (rugosa rose) is the source of this 3303-nucleotide messenger RNA. RefSeq names its product DExH-box ATP-dependent RNA helicase DExH1. The transcript has 16 exons. Lineage: Eukaryota; Viridiplantae; Streptophyta; Magnoliopsida; Rosales; Rosaceae. The record is from RefSeq and is a predicted model, not a curated record. Gene Ontology annotation, cellular component: intracellular anatomical structure; nucleus. Bases 30 to 3179 code for a protein of 1049 amino acids. Gene Ontology annotation, molecular function: ATP binding; RNA binding.
GUUACUCCCGCGAGCCCCGUUCAAUACUAAUGUGUUGUUUGCUCUUAACUUUGCGCGCAACCACCAACCACUUUCUUCCCACUCACUUCUUCGCCGCUCCACGACUCCUCACUUUUCGCUCUGCCAUCUCAACUCUCGCCAUGUCCAGCCGCCCCAACUUCCAGGGUGGCCGCAGCAGAGGCGGCCCUAACUCCCGCGGCGGCGCUCGCCGUGGAGGCGGUGGUCGCGGCGGUGGAGGCCGAGGAGGAGGACGCGGCGGCGGCGGCGGCGGCCGAGGCGGCGAACAGCGCUGGUGGGACCCCGUGUGGCGAGCGGAGCGACUGAGGCAACAAGCCGCCGAGAUGGAAGUUCUUGAUGCGAGUGAGUAUUGGGGGAAGAUGGAGCAGUUCAGAAGCGGAGCGGAGCAGGAGAUGAUAAUAAGACGUAAUUUUAGUCGGCAUGAUCAGCAAACCCUAUAUGAAAUGGCCUAUGAACUAGGGCUUCACUUCCAUGCAUAUAAUAAGGGGAAGGCUCUUGUGGUCAGCAAGGUUCCUCUGCCAGAUUAUCGGGCAGACCUUGAUGAUGUUCAUGGUUCCACACAAAAAGAGAUUCGAAUGUCUACAGAGACUGCAGAGAGAGUCGGGAGUCUUUUGCAGAGCUCGCAGGGGCAGGGAAGCAAGCAAGCUUCUGGUAAUGUCGCUUCAGUGGCGUCUGGGUCUGGCCAGGGAAACAAAGAAACAACUGUUAGUGAACAUGCAACCAAAACCAGCUCCAGCUUGGAGCCUGAUACUGUUAAGGAGAAAGAGAAACUCAGCCUUCAACUUAAGGAGUCACAGGAAAAAAUGAAGGUAAGUAAUAGUCUGAAAGCAAUGCUGACAUUCCGAGAAAAGCUUCCUGCAUUCAAUGUGAAGUCUGAGUUCCUGAGAGCUGUUUCUGAAAAUCAGGUGUUGGUAGUCUCGGGUGAGACAGGUUGUGGCAAAACAACACAACUUCCUCAGUUUAUUCUAGAAGAUGAGAUUUCACGUCUGCAUGGUGCUGAGUGCAACAUAAUAUGCACUCAGCCUCGCCGUAUAUCUGCCGUGUCUGUUGCUGCUCGUAUAUCCUCUGAAAGGGGAGAGAAUCUUGGUGAAACUGUUGGUUAUCAGAUUCGACUGGAAUCAAAGCGCUCUGCUCAAACAAGAUUGCUAUUUUGCACAACUGGAGUAUUACUUCGUCAGUUGGUUCAAGACCCACAGUUAACUGGCGUGAGCCAUUUGUUGGUUGAUGAAAUCCAUGAAAGAGGCAUGAACGAGGACUUUCUACUAAUAAUUUUGCGAGACCUUCUUCCUCGACGUCCAGAUCUACGACUUAUUCUAAUGAGUGCUACCAUCAAUGCUGACUUGUUUUCCAAAUACUUUGGAAAUGCCCCAACAAUACAUAUACCGGGAUUAACGUUCCCUGUGGCAGAGUUAUUUCUAGAAGACGUUUUGGAGAAAACUCAUUAUAUAGUCAAGUCAGAGUCCGACAAGAUGGAGAGGGGGAAUUCCAGGAGAAGGAGACAGCAAGACUCCAAGAAGGAUCCCUUAACUGAACUAUUUGAGGAUGUUGAUAUUGAUCUUCACUACAAAAGUUACAGCACAUCUACAAGAAAGUCUCUAGAAGCUUGGUCUGGUUCACAGCUUGAUUUGGGUCUGGUGGAGGCAACUGUGGAACAUAUAUGUCGCUAUGAGAGAGAUGGAGCAGUUCUUGUUUUCCUUACGGGCUGGGAUGAUAUAUCAAAGUUACUUGACAAAAUUAAGGGAAAUAGAUUCCUUGGAGAUCCUGAGAAGUUCAUGGUUCUUCCCCUGCAUGGGUCAAUGCCUACUAUCAAUCAACGAGAAAUAUUUGAUCGUCCUCCCACUAACAAAAGAAAAAUUGUGCUAGCAACAAACAUUGCAGAGAGCAGUAUUACCAUAGAUGAUGUCGUGUAUGUCAUAGACUGCGGAAAGGCAAAGGAAACGAGUUAUGAUGCUUUAAACAAGUUGGCUUGUCUAUUACCAUCAUGGAUUUCAAAGGCUUCAGCACAUCAGAGACGAGGGCGUGCUGGCCGUGUCCAACCUGGAGUUUGUUACAGACUAUAUCCAAAAAUGAUUCACGAUGCAAUGCUCCAAUAUCAGUUACCUGAAAUUCUCCGGACACCUUUGCAAGAGUUAUGCCUCCAUAUAAAGAGUUUGCAGCUUGGAGCUGUUGGAUCAUUUUUGGCAAAGGCACUUCAACCACCAGAUUCUCUUGCAGUUCAAAAUGCCAUCGAACUUCUCAAAACUAUUGGAGCUUUAGAUGAUAGGGAGGAGCUUACUCCGCUUGGUCGCCAUCUUUGUACACUACCAUUGGAUCCAAACAUUGGAAAGAUGCUUUUAAUGGGUUCUAUCUUUCAAUGCCUCAAUCCUGCCUUAACAAUUGCUGCUGCCCUAGCUCAUCGAGACCCAUUUAUCCUACCAAUAGAUAGGAAAGAGGAAGCUGAUGCUGCAAAAAGAUCCUUUGCUGGUGAUUCUUUCAGUGAUCACAUAGCAGUUGUUAAAGCUUUUGAAGGAUGGAAAGAUGCAAAACAUAAUGGAUCAGGAAAAUCAUUCUGUUGGGAUAACUUUUUAUCACCAGUAACUUUGCAGAUGAUGGAGGAUAUGAGGUUGCAGUUUGUAGAUCUAUUAUCGAACAUUGGCUUUGUCGACAAAUCCAGGGGUGCUAACGCUUACAACCAAUACAGCCAUGACUUGGAGAUGGUGUCUGCAAUUCUUUGUGCUGGGCUUUACCCAAAUGUUGUGCAGUGUAAAAGAAGAGGAAAGCGAACAGCAUUCUACACCAAAGAAGUUGGUAAAGUCGAUAUCCAUCCUGGAUCAGUCAAUGCUGGGGUUCACUUAUUCCCUCUGCCUUACAUGGUAUAUAGUGAAAAAGUGAAGACAGCCAGCAUUUACAUCAGAGACUCUACAAAUAUAUCAGAUUAUUCUUUGCUUUUGUUUGGUGGUAAUCUCAUUCCAACCAAAACUGGAGAGGGCAUUGAGAUGCUUGGAGGUUACCUUCAUUUCUCUGCAUCAAAGAGUGUUUUGGAGUUGAUUCGGAAAUUGCGCCGUGAACUUGACAAGCUUUUAAACAGGAAGAUUGACAACCCAGCAUUGGAUGUCUCUAGUGAGGGAAAGGGAGUAGUAUCUGCUGUGGUUGAGCUAUUGCAUAGCCCAAAUGUACACUAAAUUCUUUGUUCCUUGUGUGCUGUCAGCACGGUUUUGUAGUCGUACCAUUUUUCUAUAGGAAAGGAAGUGUUCGGCGGUAGAAUUUGUCUCUUAUUAUGUAAUAAUAGAAAAUUUUGAUUACUAA